GCUCUCUCCAUUUAGGGUUUCGAACGAUACAAGGCGAGAGUGAGCGGGGGAGUAGCAGGGGAAAGCCGCAGCCAUGGCGAGGAUUAAGGUUCACGAGCUCAGAGGAAAGUCGAAGACAGAUCUAUUGAACCAGUUGAAAGAUCUGAAAGCAGAACUCGCUCUGCUCCGAGUCGCCAAGGUCACUGGUGGUGCACCUAACAAACUUUCCAAGAUCAAGGUGGUUAGGCUCUCAAUCGCGCAGGUCUUGACUGUGAUCUCGCAGAAGCAAAAAGCGGCUCUGAGGGAAGCCUACAAGAAGAAGAAGUUACUGCCGCUUGAUCUUCGUCCGAAGAAAACCAGAGCCAUUAGAAAACGUUUGACUAAGCACCAGGAAUCCUUAAAAACACCUCGGGAAGAGAAGCAACAGAGGUACUUCCCAAUGAGGAAGUAUGCCAUCAAGGUGUAGGGCAGAGGAUAAAUUAAGAGACGGAGUUU
Molecule: messenger RNA, 474 nt
Organism: Telopea speciosissima
Lineage: Eukaryota; Viridiplantae; Streptophyta; Magnoliopsida; Proteales; Proteaceae
Product: 60S ribosomal protein L35-like
Exons: 4
Coding region: 74-445 (123 amino acids)
Biological process (GO): translation; maturation of LSU-rRNA from tricistronic rRNA transcript (SSU-rRNA, 5.8S rRNA, LSU-rRNA)
Cellular component (GO): cytosolic large ribosomal subunit; ribosome
Molecular function (GO): structural constituent of ribosome; mRNA binding
Source: RefSeq, a predicted model, not a curated record